UUUUCCUGGUUUCAUAUAGUUUGAUUUUCAGUAUUUUAUGCGUCCAUAAAAUGACGAACGUGGUAAUAGUAACUCUGCAAAAGAGCGGUUAAUUUGAACUCGACUUUAAGUGCGAUGAGCAGUGGCUAUAGUUUGAAGCAUAAAAACAUGUUUUAGAGAACCAUUUCAUGGAUGUAACUAACAGAUGAAUAGAAAGACAAAAAAAUACUAACUCCUGAAUCAGUGAUCAAACUAGUAUGUCUUACUCUUCCUCUCUGUGUAUUUUAUUCAAGGGUCUCGAAUUUGUUAUGGUAAAGGAGUUGGUACCACUUGAAGGAGACUAUGUAUGUGAACUUGUAAUUAAGUUGGUACAAACUACUGAAGAGGAUCAGUAUGAUCUCAACCGUUGCUUAGCCAUUGAAGCUACUUAUAAAAACAAUAAAGGAUUGUGUUUCGAUAUUUAUGAGUUCAUGGGUAUUUUACAUGGGACAGAGCAUUUCAUGACGGUUCUCCAAGCCAAGAUUGGAGGUCCUUGCAUCAUUAUCCACCUCACAGAUGACUCAGGACAAUCAGUUACUUAUUCUUGUACAUAUUGCACGGACAAAGGAAAAUGGAUUACAAAUAACAUGUCUCAACUGAUCUUUCAUCCAUGCAAGCUGUUGUUUCAACUUCCAGUUCUGAUACAGGAAGAGAAUGUUAAAGAAAUGGAGUACAAAAUCAUUAAUUACUUGCAGAAGCUUUGCAUCUUUAAGCAACACAUUCUAGUAUCAUUCAUUUUAGAUGGAAGAACAAUAACCAGUACUCAGUUUUCUGCUGUUAGAGAUGCUGCUUUGAGAUUAGGUGAAUCAAGCCUCCAUUUACAUGUUCCACAAUUAAAUGUGAGUUUUAGUGUGACAAUGGCAGUCAGUGCCUACUCCAUUUGCAGAGAGGAACUUAACAUAGGAGUAUUAGAAAAGAAGCGGUCCUUUGAGGACGAUGACGGACACUUGCAUAUAUCAGUUUUAGGACUAUCAGCAUCUGUGUUCCCUUUGGAUGUCCAUUACUGGCAAUCAUUACUGGAAGCCUCACUUCCAGAUGACAUUACUCUCUCAGACCCAGUAAUGAUCUGUAAUGACUAUUGCAACAAAUUGCCUUCAGACUGGUGUCACACACUGCAAGGCUGCAAACAAACUAAAACAGUAUGUGUAUUUAUUACAUUUGAAUUGGACAAAAGUGAAACAAUAUGCUCAACAGAUUUGCAGAAAAUAUUAGAGGGAAAUAUUACAGUACUGAUAGAACAAAACAAGUCACCCAUGACAAAGUUGCUGAAGAAAGCACUGAAUUUAUUUCUAAGUACUCCAGAGGAGAACAUAAAUUCUUCUGAGACAAAUCCUGCUGAUGUCCAGUUCUGUGAUAUUAUGGCAUCAUCCCUAGUGAACAUAAUUUAUCUCAGUUUGGAUGAUGAGUUCCAAGAGAAGUGCUUGCAGCUGUUGAAAGCCAGUUACAAGAAAGAAGCAGAGGAUACAAUAAACAAGAAGUUGAAAGAAUUAAUUGGCAGCGAUGGAAACAUAAUGUAAAAAGCCACAGUUAAAUUGAAGGGUGCUGAAAGCAACUGAGUUCACUAUAAAAUUUACGCAGCUAGAAAUAUAGAAAUCUGUUUUGUUUUUAGUGUUACCAUGGAGAUAAUAUAUUCUAAAUCUAUUUCAUAAACUUCACUGCACAAUGUGGGGGUGGGGAAGGCAAACACACAAUUAAAAAGACUAUAUAUGCCAUAUAGAUGUAAACAAUGGACCUCAUAUUGU
Messenger RNA from Schistocerca americana (American grasshopper), 1760 nucleotides. RefSeq lists its product as uncharacterized. The transcript has 11 exons. The record is from RefSeq and is a predicted model, not a curated record. Bases 237 to 1535 code for a protein of 432 amino acids. Lineage: Eukaryota; Metazoa; Arthropoda; Insecta; Orthoptera; Acrididae.